Messenger RNA from Glycine soja, 1647 nucleotides. RefSeq names its product two-component response regulator ARR14-like. Gene Ontology annotation, molecular function: DNA binding; DNA-binding transcription factor activity. Gene Ontology annotation, cellular component: nucleus. Bases 638 to 1387 code for a protein of 249 amino acids. The transcript is spliced from 5 exons. The record is from RefSeq and is a predicted model, not a curated record. NCBI's taxonomy places the organism in Eukaryota, Viridiplantae, Streptophyta, Magnoliopsida, Fabales, Fabaceae. Gene Ontology annotation, biological process: regulation of DNA-templated transcription; phosphorelay signal transduction system.
CUUCCUUUUUUUUUUUUCUUCUCCGCGGACAAUGUUGGUGGGGGAGCCGACGACAAAAGCAAUGACAAGUUCGUAGAUUCAAAAAUCAAAUUUCCUUUUCUCUCUUUUUUUUUUUUUUUCUUUCUUUCCCAUAUUUGCUCCUUCCUCUCUUUCCACUUCUCCUUUCUGAUCCCCUCCACAACUCCCAACAACCACCACACUUUCCCAUAUACAAACAUCAACAACAACCAAAUCCCCUUGAACAAAUUAUAAAACAAAUAUAAGAAAUCAAGAACAACGAAAUCAUAGAAAUUGAAAAAUAAAAAAUUGAACAAAUUUAAAACUAACUACAAAAUUCAUAUCCGAGAGGCCCUUUUGAAGAAUUAUAAAAUAGAUGUGAAAAUGAAGGUAAUGCAACAAAAAAUCAGCGGAGAAGAAGGCCUCGUCGGAGGGUCAUGGGGUAGGGUCAUCGAAGCCGAAGAAGCUGGAGACGAGGGUCAUGGGGUCGAGGUUGGCAUUGCCAGCGACGGAGAAGAAGGCCUCAGCGGAGGGACACAGAACGUAAUGGUUAGUUAUCACAUUCUCUGAUGCCCCACUUGCUUUGAAUUAUGUACGGGAAAAUAAAGGUUGCGUUGAUGUGAUUCUAAUUGAAGUUCACAUGCCAAAUAUGGAUGGCUUUCAAUUCCUUCAUCGUGUGGGCAAGGAGAUUAAUGUUCCUGUUAUCAUGAUGUCUCAUGAUGAUGCUACGAGUGCUCUGAUGAAGGCUGUUACACAUGGGGCUUCUGAUUAUUGGAUUAAGCCUCUGCAUCAAAACCAAUUCAGGAUUUUGAGGAAGCUUGUUGCUAGAAAACUCCGGAUUGAAAAUAAUCCACCAAGAAAAGAUAAUUCUGAUUUUGCUUCUUUUAUUGUUGAUGCAACAAUGAGCGUCCCAAAAAAGAGAAGCUCCAAUUCCAAAGAAUUUGAUUUUUAUGAAUCGGAUGAUUGUUAUGCACCCCCAGCAAAGGAGCACCGUGUAGUAUGGUCAGAAGAACUGCAUCAAGAAUUUGUCAAUGCUGUGAUGCAAAUUGGGCUUGAUAAGGCAGAGCCAAAGAGGAUUCUUGAAGUGAUUAAUAUCCCUGGUUUGACAAAAGAGAAUGUUGCUAGUCAUUUGCAGAAACAUAGACUUUAUUUGAAGAGAUCUAGUGGAAUGACACUGCAACAAAAUGGGAUGCCAUUUCCUAACACAAUCUCAGGGAUUACAGAAUCCAAUAUUGUUUUCAGAUUGUUUAAAAUGAGGUUUAGUGGAAUGACACUGCAUGUUUAUAGAAGGGUGGUUUGUUAUUCAGACUCCACCUUAGAUAUUGAUGAUUUGGUUCUAAACAGCUUCCACCAGUUUCACCUAUUCAGCAAUGAGAUUUUCAGGAUUUGACAGCUUUUGAAUAAAGAUUAGAUGGUCUCCUGGAAAAACUUGGGGUGGAGCAUGGUGAUCCCUUGGUGGUGCUUACUGGUCCUCCUUUGUCUCAUAGUCUAGCUCUUCAGGCGGAUAUGAUGGGAAUUCAUUUCCUAGACUAGUUUGUAGUUUCUGUCUUGUUUUUUUCCCCCUCUUUUCUUCUUGUAACAAAAGCAAAUAUGGAAAGGAUACUAGCUAGUAGCCAUUGUUGAUAAAUGAUAUAUUAAAUUGUUUUGACA